This is a messenger RNA of Owenia fusiformis, 1443 nucleotides long. The record is from the annotation of a GenBank genome assembly. NCBI's taxonomy places the organism in Eukaryota, Metazoa, Annelida, Polychaeta, Sabellida, Oweniidae.
AUGAGCGAGGAUAUCUUAGUCGAUUGUUGCAGUGGUCAUGGACCUGGAUACAAGACACCAAUGGAUGCCUACCUCAAUGGUAAGAGAGAAGAGAUUGUAUACCUGCCAUGUAUCUACCGCAACACUCCUCAUGAUAAAAAGCCCGACUACCUGGCCACUGUUGAUGUUGAUCCAAACUCACCUUCUUAUAGCAAGGUGAUCCAUAGACUUCCUAUGCCCUAUGUAGGAGAUGAAUUACAUCACACUGGUUGGAAUGCCUGCUCAAGUUGCUUCAAUGAUCCAUCAAAAAGUAGAUCAAAACUGAUCAUGCCAAGUCUUAAGAGUGAUCGAGUUUAUGUCAUCGAUACAAGUUCUGAACCUCGUUCACCAAAGAUUUAUCACAUCGUUGAACCAAGAGAGGUCCAUCGCGUAACAGGACUCAGUACCCCCCACACCUCUCACUGCCUCGCUAAUGGCAAGAUCAUGAUCAGUUGUCUUGGGGAUCCAAACGGAAAUGCCAGAGGAGGAUUCAUCCUGAUUGAUGGAGAGGACUUCCAUGUUGUUGGCAACUGGGAGAAGACCGCCGCCUCAUUCGGUUAUGACUUCUGGUAUCAACCUAAGCACAAUGUGAUGAUUAGCACAGAGUUUAGUGUGCCCAAGGCCUUUUUACCAGGCUUCGACCCUGCAGAUGUUGCUAAAGGUCUCUAUGGCCGUUCGCUGAAUGUGUGGGACUGGACUAACAGAACUCUCUCCCAGAGGAUUGAUCUGGGACCUGAUGGUAUGACACCACUGGAGAUCCGCUUCCUGCACGACCCAAAAGCAACUGAGGGGUUUGUAGGAUGCGCCCUGAGCUCAACUAUAUUCAGAUUCUUCAGAACAGAAGAAGGGACGUGGGAUGCAGAGAAAGUGAUAGCUGUACCUCCAAAGAAGGUAGAAGGAUGGGCACUUGCUGACAUGCCAGGUCUCAUCACAGAUAUUUUAAUAUCUCUGGAUGACAGAUUCCUGUACUUCAGUAACUGGCUCCAUGGAGAUAUUAGACAAUAUGACGUCGCCGACCGCAGACAUCCUAAGCUCGUUGGACAGGUAUGGCUAGGAGGAAGCUGUUGCAAGGACAGUACUGUAAGAGUACAACAAGAUGAGGAGCUACAGGAACAGCCAGACCCUUUGUUCUUCAAUGGAAAGCGUGUAGAAGGUGGACCUCAGAUGAUCCAACUCAGUCUUGAUGGCAAACGACUCUAUGUGUCCACUUCAAUCUACAGUGCAUGGGAUAAACAGUUCUACCCUGAUCUUGUGAAGAAAGGUUCUGUGAUGAUGCAAAUUGAUGUGAACACAGACACAGGUGGCUUGAAGUUGAACCGUAACUUCCUUGUGGACUUUGGACUUGAGCCAGAGGGUGCUGCGCUUGCUCAUGAGAUCCGCUACCCAGGAGGAGACUGCAGUUCAGAUAUAUGGCUGGAUGAGUAA